CAGUGCCGAGAGGGUCCGCAGCACCUCCGAACAUGCGUCCCGGGGAGCGGCUCUGCGUCCUGCUCUGGCUGGCGUCUCUGAGCUCGGCGGCUGCAGAUUACCAAGUGAGACACGUCCAGUGGAUUACGCCCACAACCGGGGGCACAAAUGGAGCCACUAAAAUCACCAUAUUUGGACAAGGAUUCGCUCAGGCCAACCAGUUUAACUAUGGCCCAGGAAAAGAGAACCUUGGGAACAGCAUCCAGAUGGUUUCAAACACACGAACGAUCCCCUGUGAUGUGGUAAAACAAGAGAGUUACUCGAAGCAAAUCAUGUGUUACACCAGGAGCAUGCCUGAGGAUAACUACAUGGUACAAGUCAGUGUGGACGGAGAGCUGAUUUCAGACUUCAGUUCAUGGUUUUAUUCCAGAAGUUCUCAGACUCCAGUGGUUCAGACCAUCACACCUUUAACCGGAUUUCCAGGGACACUGAUUACAAUAAGAGCGAUGAUGUUUACAGAUGUAUAUGGCGGCACUUCUCUAAAUUCCAAUGGCAACUCUGCCAAGAUUUCAAGAGUCUACAUUGGAGGAAUGACAUGUGACCUUCUGUACCCGAACUCUGACAAACGAUAUGGAAUUUCUCUGGACUACCAGUGGAGCCAAUGGGGCACAAUGACUUGCAGAAUAACAGGAACUUAUGUGGGCCACCAAAAUGUCAGCUUCAUUGUAGAUGGUCCAUAUGGGAGGAGUGUAUCAGACAUGGGCACCUACUUUGUUUCAUCUGCAAAUAAACUGGCGAUGCUUCAGACAUGUGCAGUGGUCACCAGCAUAUCACCAUCAGUCGGAAGCUCAGAAGGAGGCGCUAUACUUACCAUAAGCGGCCAGUACUUUGAUCAGACGGACGCCCCUGCCAGAGUGUUAGUCGGAGGUCAGAAUUGUCCCAUCCUCAGCGUAUCUGACAAGCAGAUCACCUGCCGAAGCCCCGCUCAGCCGAAUGACAACAGGACCGUCUUUGCAGGUGGAAGGGGCCUGAAAUUGGAAGUCUGGAAUAAAACCACUCCACAAAAUCUGGAAGACAUCAUGGCGUACAAUGAGAGCACACCCGGCUAUUACACCUUGUGGCUGGAUUCGAGCACUUACAGCUGGAGUUACAACUCGGACAAUUUUGCUCUGCGCCUUAGUGGCUUCUACGUCCCCAUGGUUACCGAUGAUUACAGAUUCUACCUGAGUGGUGCUAAUCUUGCGGCUCUUUAUCUCAGCCAAACUGGGCUUCCCAAAGAUAAGGUAGGAAUGAUUUACACGAAUGAAUGCAAAAAAAUGCUCCAUGAGCUGUUCAAGUCCAAAGUGACCAGCGUUCAGAUUAUCUCUUCAUACUCGUGGGUUUACACACAGGCUUCAAGCAACAUCCAUCUUGAGGAAGACAAAGAGUACUACUUUGAAAUAUUACUCCAAAGAAUGUCUUACUACAGCUCAAACUCUUUGAAAUUACAAAUCUAUCAAACAAAAACUUCUUUUACGCCACAGCAGACCAGAGAAGCCCAGAAUGAAGUGCAAGUCAUCGGCACCUCCUACAGUUUCUUUAGUGAAGUGCAGGAAUUCUGCUUAAACAACUGGAACACACAAACCCCAAUACAAGAAGUCCAGCAGAUUGUUGUGGAGAGCCCCUGCAUCAGUUCGGGGGACUGUUCGGCCGUUCAGUUCAGCCUUCUCUAUAACAACGAAGCAACAGAACCCAUUGCUAUUGGAGCUUCGAGUGACGAGGUCGAGAUGGCUUUAAAUGCUCUGCCCUCCAUCCAGAAUGAUGAUGUUAGCGUGACAAAGACGGACAGCACCAAUGGCUCCAUUUACACAGUGACGUUUAAUUCAACCCGAGGAGAGUUUGAUGUUCUACAGUACGACACAGCUGGUAACGACAUCAACAUUGAGAUUUCCGAAAUAACCAAAGGAAGCCCCAAAUUUGACACGUUUACAUUGAUGUGGAAUGGCGUCUCUUCCAGUCCACUCUCAGUCACUGCCACCCCUGAUGAGGUGAGAAAAGAAAUUUAUGACAUGGCUGGCACCAAGUGUCCAAGGAGCAUAAAUGGGUACACUGAAGGAGAAUCUGUAAAGUACUUUCAAGAUUUUGAAACAAAUUAUUAUUGGACUUGGUACUAUGUGUACUAUUCUCGCGUGUCUGACAGAGAGGCCUUCUGCGGCCAUUUCAGUGCUUUGAGCCCCGGCACCUUAUUUCACCAGAAUCAAUGGUCCAGCACUGGGCAACAAUACGGGCAAAUCUCACUAAAUAUUCAUAAUAUGCUGUGCUUUGCAUAUAAAGGAUUUCUAAGCAGCUCCAUCGGCCUGAGCUUCUCUGUCGUUAAGAAGAAGCAAACGUACAGCUAUCAGAACCAGUUUGACAUUGGAAUUGUUCAAGCAGACGAAUGGCAGUACACUUGCAUUGAUAUGCAGCAACUUUUAAUGGCUUCUUACCCUGGGACUGAUUAUAAUGUUCAGCAAAUUACACUCAACCGGCUGAGUCCAAAUCAGGAUUAUUUAAUUGACACCGUCUACAUCGGCAGCGACUACACUGUAACUAAUAUGCAAGACCUAAACCUGAGGCGCUCAGCUCUCAUCGGAAGAGGAAUCUUUCUGCAGGACUUUUCCGUAAUUAAGAAGCAAGGCACAAAGACUUCAGAGAGCUGUUACAGUGUCACCCUAUUUCCAAUGAACUGUGGAUAUGACUUCCCCUUGAUUGGAAUUAGAUUUGCCCAGAAUAUUUCAGGUGAUGGUGAGAAUGAAAUUGUCUACCAAGGUUCCAACUGGAAUAACCUGACUACAUUCACGGUGACAAGAGUCCAGGCGGCGUCAUCUCCGAUCAUGGGCUCCUUUGGUGUGAGCAUCUAUGGUCAAAAAAUUAACAAUCUCCCAGUGAACAUUUCAGCUGCCUAUCUGAAGUAUGCCCUGGAGCGCAUCCCAGGUAUGGGACAAUUAGAAGUCUCAGGAUGGGGCGACUGUCGAGGGUAUGGAUGGAGAGUGACUUGGCUGAGUGCUCCUGGCAAACAACCUGUACUCCAGAUUAACAGCUCCUCAGUCAUUGGGAAGAACGCCUAUCUGUACGCUUAUAGUGAAAGAGAAGGAGGCUUAUUUAAGCAGAAUGUUUUAGCAGAUUUCUUCCGUGUGCCUCAUCGAAAGCCUCAGGUUCAAGUUUAUAUCAAUAACAUCAUCUCUAUGUGUUCGGGUAACUGUUCUUAUCAAUGGGAUCCACUGAAGACUCCGGUUAUAUCUGGAAUAAGCCCCACAACAGGAUUUUCAGUAUCAGAUACCAUUCUGACGGUGACAGGUUCCAGGUUUACAAGUCAAUCAGCCAAUGGGAAGCCAUCUGUUUCUGUUGGCAGCCGUGCCUGUUUCAUUGUCACUUUAAGUGACACUCAGAUCACCUGCAGAAUUGGAAAUACAACCUCUGGCUCGGCUCCGGUCACAGUCCACGUGCCAGGUGUUGGCUUUGCUAAGAAUUCCUUCAACUUCACCAUCCUACCUGGAGGAUCGUUCACAUUUGCACCUCCAUCCGGCAGCACAGCAGGUGGGACUGUGCUCACGAUAUCAGGCUAUGGAUUCAGUGAAAACUCCGCCAUCAGCAUCAAUAAUAAGCUCUGCCCCGUCUUGAGUGUAAACCUGAACAGCCUCCAGUGCACAACUCCAGCGGAUGCCGCCGGCUCCUAUAAUGUGACUGUGACAGUGGAGGGAGUGGACAUCACCCUCAGUGCUUUCUUCACAUACGAUACGGCAGUGACACCCGCCAUCACACAAAUACGUCCAGCCAGCUUUUUCGCAAUUGAAAGAACCAAUCUCACAAUUUCAGGAAGCAAUUUCCAGACCUGGGACCCCCAAAGCUCGGUGUUGAUCGACAAAGCAGAGUGCAGCAUAAUGAAAUGGACAGAUUCUGAAAUUAUUUGCUUACUACCAGUCCUCCUACCAGGGCUGCAUAAUAUCCAAGUAAAAGUCAAAAACUGGGGAUUUGCCAGCGCCAGCUCUAACAUCGUGACCACCAUUGAGUACGUCCUACAAGUCACCAGCGUACGGCCACUUAGUGGCUCCGUCUAUGGCGGCACCAAGCUGACUCUCACUGGGUCAGGGUUCGGCACAAAUCCUGAUGACAUCCAAGUUUUAUUAGGACAACGGGGAUGCAGUGUCACCGACGUGACCCAGGAUCAGCUGGAGUGUGUGGUGCAGGCACCUGGAAAAGUGUACACAGUGACCAACCUGGGCUCAGAUCUAGGUAUGGAUUUCGGCUACGCUUGGGCUCCAUCAUCUUUGGAUGUCUUUGUUGGAGACAAGGUUCAAUGGCAGUGGCAGGCUCAAUCCUUCAUUGUUGGCAUUGGCUAUCGGGUUUUCAGCGUCUCCAAUCCCGGCGACACCACCUUUGGCGGCCAAGGAUUUAACAGUGGGCCGAACAGAUCUCCAUCAGGCUUUUUCACGUAUGAGUUUACUGUCCCUGGCGUAUAUUUCUACAGCAGUGGCUAUAUAGAUAACGCUCAAACUAUAGCCAUGCAAGGAGUGGUCACAGUUAAUCCCCUACCAGAUGACCAGGAAAAUAUUUUCAUCUCAGUUCUUGAAAUAGAAGCAAGCUUCAAGCCAAGUUCCUCUCCUUUUCCAAUGGAUGUUGAUAACUGCUCUGCUGAGCCCCUGGACUGCAGUCUGCCUUCCUUUUCCAAUUCAAGUGAGGAUGCCUUCAUAUUCCAGUUUUCCAGCUGUGAGUCUCCGACAGUAACUGCCAUCAGGCCCUCCAGCGGAACGAUCCACGAUGUGUUAAACAUUGAGGGAACGGGAUUCAGCAGCACCAUCUGUGCCAAUGAAGUCACCAUUGGAGGUCACCCAUGUGAGGUCAUCAACAGCACAUUCACAGAAAUCAACUGUUAUGUCAAUCCAGAAGACAUUCUUCCAGUGGGUUUUGCAGAACUUGUGUCCGUGACUGUGAAUAACCGGGGCAAUGCCAUCAGCAGAAUCGUCAAUGAGUUUGAUUGUCGAUUCGUUUUGUUACCAACUGUCGAUUCAAUCAGCCCCAGUGCGGGGUCCACCACAGGAAACACAAGGGUGACGAUACUCGGGUCCGGGUUUUCAGGCUCUGUGAGCGUCACUGUGGUCGGCAUGCCCUGCUCAAUUGUGUCGUUUAGCUACACAAGUAUCAUCUGUGAUACGGCGCCCUCUGCUGAAAGUGCAGGGAACGUUCAGCUAUCAGUGAAUGGCAUCCCCGCUGCCUGUUAUUCGGACUGCAAGUUCCAUUACACAGAUUCCUCCCUUCCACAGGUAGACAGCGUCUCACCGGACACAGUAGACAGCAGCUCUGCAGUCCUUUCUAUUAACGGAACAGGCUUUGGGAGCGACCCAGAGGAUGUGCUCAUUUUAAUUGGAGACUUCACUUUUCAUCCAAGUCAGGUCACAGAAACAGAAAUCACCUGUCCCAUUGGGCCACUGCCGGCUGGAAGUUACAUUUUAAAUGUUGUGGUGAUGAGCAAAGGCCUAGCCUCUGGAAACAUUGCCAUAUUCAGCCUUGCGACUGCUACGCUGUCACCGAAUUCUGGAAGUAUCCUCGGUGGGACGACACUCCUCAUUACUGGGAAUGGGUUUUACCCUAACUACACCACAGUGACAGUAGGGGGCAUCCCCUGUGCCAUCACUAAUAUAACAACGAGUGAAGUGAAAUGUACAACCGCAGCCAACAACCAAGGAAACGCAACUGUGAACAUCCAAGUCCUGUCAAUCGUCUACCCGCCAUUAUACUUCAUGUACUCUAUGGACAGCACUCCGGUAAUCAGCUCAGUGGACCCAUCAACAGGAUCAAGUGGAACGACCAUUUCCAUUUCUGGCUCUGGGUUUGGCACAGUGGCAGAUGACAUUGUUGUGACCAUCGGUGGCUCUCCAUGUGCUCUUCUGGAAGUCAAUGACACUGAAGUCCAGUGCAUUUUGGGCAGCCAUUCGGGAGGCUCCUUUGCAAUCACACUUCUCCAUUUGACGAAGGGAUAUGCCACGUCAACCGUUUCCUUCACCUAUAUACUCGACCUGAAAUCUGUCACCCCAAGUCAAGGAAGCUUUGGAGGCGGAGCCAUUCUGCAGUUGAGCGGCGAUGGAUUUGACGAGCAGCUGUCGACCGUCUUUGUGUGUAACACUUCGUGCGUCGUGGACUCGCUCAAGUCUUCGUCUGCCACUCUGUACUGCGAGGUGCCACUUUCUAAUGGCACAGGAUCGAGCCAGGUUUGUGACGUGACAGUUUACAUUGGCAAUAAUUUGGUGACCUUGUCAAAUGCCUUCACUUACGAGUCAGCGCUGACCCCUGUUGUUACUGCCGUGACUCCAAGAAGAGGUGGCACUGGAGGCGGCACAAGUCUCACCAUCACCGGCUCUGGAUUUGGUUCCGACAUUGAUAACGUCGUGGUCACUAUCGCCAAAACGUCAUGUAAUGUAACAUACGUAAAUGAAACGGAGAUCAUCUGCAUCACCGAUGCCCAACCCCAGUCUCAGAGAACCAAAGUUAAGGUGAACGUCGGCAGCAAUGGAAUCGCAAAACUGGACAACGCUGAUUUCUUUUACAUUGAUGUCUGGUCCUCUCCAUACACAUGGGGUGGAGAAACGCCACCGGACAAUGGAUCUUUUGCUGUCAUUACACCAGGACAGACCAUCUUACUGGACACCAGCACAGCCAUCCUAAAAAUGCUUCUCAUUCAAGGUGGAACCCUGGUGUUUGAUGAGGUAGACCUCGAGCUGAAUGCUGAAAAUAUCCUAAUUGUGGAUGGAGGCACACUGCAGGUUGGAACUGAACAAGCGCCAUUUCAGCACAAGGCGAUCAUCACCCUGUAUGGCCACCUCCGCUCUCCUGAACUCCCGCUCUAUGGGGCCAAGACGCUGGCCAUCAGAGAAGGGACGCUGGACCUCCACGGUACACCCGUUCCAUUCACUUGGACCCGACUGGCUAAAACUGCAGAGGCCGGCUCGACCAUCGUGGAGCUCCAGAAUCCUGUAACAUGGAAAGCUGGUGAUGAAAUUGUCAUUGCAUCCACUGGGGACAGGCUGAGCCAGAAUGAAAACGAGCUGAUGGUAAUUGAGUCCAUAUCCUCAGAUGGAACAACGGUGAAUCUGACCAACCCUCUCAUGUAUAGACAUUUAGGAGUUUCUGUCAGAACAUCAGACGAACAACAUUUUGAAGCGAGAGCAGAAGUUGGACUUUUAACUCGUAACAUUGUCAUCCGAGGCUCUGGAAAUGUUGAGUGGGAAGACACCAUACCAGCUUGUCCUGAUGGAUUUGAUCCUGGUGAAUUUGCUGUGCAGACCUGUUUUCAGGGAAGAUAUGGUGACCAAGUUGGCAGCGACCAGUUUGGUGGGUGCAUCAUGUUCAGCACACCUCAGCCUAAUCAGACCUCGGCCAUUGGUAGAAUUGAAUACGUGGAAGUAUUUCAUGCUGGACAAGCCUUCAGACUUGGACGCUACCCCAUAAACUGGCACCUCAUGGGAGACCUUAACUUCACCUCUUAUGUCAGAGGCUGCAGCAUUCACCAGACGUAUAACAGAGCAGUCGCUAUGUACAAGACCUCUAAUCUCUUAGUCGAGAGAAACGUCAUCUACGACAUCAUGGGAGGAGCGCUUAUCUUUGAAGAUGGCAGCGAGACAGGAAAUGUCCUUCAGUACAACCUGGCAGUGUUUGUGAUGCAGAGUACCAGUCUCUUGAACGACGAUAUCACACCGGCUGCCUUCUGGAUAAGCAAUCCCAACAACACAAUUCGGCACAACGCAGUAGCUGGAGGAAGUCAUAUUGGCUUCUGGUAUCGACUUCAAGACAGCAUCACUGGAGAACUGCGUGACGCUAACAUUUGUGAGAAAAAUGAGAUACUAGGACAGUUUUAUAACAACUCCGUUCACUCUCAAGGCUGGUAUGGAUUGUGGAUUUUUGAACAAUAUUACCCAAUGCAGCAAGGGUACUGCAACUGGAAUAACCCCCAGCCAGCUGUUUUUGACUCUCUGAUGACUUGGAAUUGUCUGAAAGGAGCCGAGUGGCUCAACGCCGGAGCACUGCAGUUCAAGAAUUUCCUGAUGGUGAAUAACGAACUUGCUGGAAUUGAAAUGAAACGACUUCAAACUAGCUAUGUUACUGGGUGGGGUGAAGCGGGUGGUGCCAUGAUCAUGAAUGCCACUGUGAUUGGUCACUUGGAUGAACUCGGCCUUCUGCCCAGCAACUGCACUCAGAGGGGAAUUGUACUUCCAUUAGAUGAUGGACUGACUGUCGCAGGAAUUAAAUUUAUCAACUUUGACCGCUCAAGCUGUACUGCCAUUGGCUUCUCAAGUUGUGGUUACACCAACUGUGGAGGCUGGAGAGUUAAAUUUAGUGGAGUUCAGUAUUUUAAUACCACCAACAAGGCCGGCUUCACAUGGGAGCAUGAAGCAGCUCUCAUUGACACUGACGGGUCUCUUACAGGACAUGCUAAUAACACGGUGAUACCUUACAGCGCCCUGCUAGACCCUUCUCACUGUCAGCUUCAAGUGCCGGAGUGGAGCGUGGGCUACAAUGGCUCAGUCUGUGACUCCACCAUCUCCUUCCAUCGUUUGACCUUUUGGACAUACUGGUAUUUAUCAAUACCAGUGCUCCUGUCUGACUCAUUUGGUACCAGUAUAGUUUACGGCUUGGCGCUCAUUCCUGAUGGGCAAACCUUUAACUGGACCUUUCAGAAUUUCCCAAUUUUAGGACCCACCAACACCUGGUUGUAUUGGGCAACAUUCUAUGGAUUUAAGGAAUCCAGUUUUGUCAUCAUCAGACACCAAUGUGCCCAGAAUUAUGAAGGCUAUAACAUCAUUGAUAACAGGAAGGGCCUGACCCAGCCUUUGAACCAGAGCAGUAUGAAUGGAGACUGGUACUUUGACAACAAUACAUCCACCAUGGAAUACAUAAUUUCAGGAAAUGCAAACUCAUGGUACUGGUAUAACUCAAAUUUGGAUCCUUCGGAAAAGAACAUAAAUAUGUACUUCAUCAUUUAUCAAUGCUACUUCACAAGCUGUUACUCAGGAGGAGGAGGAGGAGGAGGAGGAGGAGGAGUAGUAGGAGGAGGAGGAGGAGAAGGAGGAGGUGGAGGCGGAGGAGGCGAAGGAGGAGGAGGAGGAGGAGGAGGAGAAGGAGGAGGAGAAGGCGGUGUGGUGAUGACUACAACAGCCCCACCCCCAAGAACGAGUGGAAUUACCCUUUGGUCCAACACUACUUUCUGGUUGACUUCAGCAGAAAACAAUUAUGCCGUCCCAGUAGAUGGUUCCAAUGUGGUGAUUCCGAGAGGAUGGUUGGUGGUAAUCGACAUUGACAUCCCCACGCUAAGCAAACUGAGUGUCUACGGCACACUGGAAGUGCCAACCAACAUGUCGAAAUACGCAUUGUGGGCUACAAAUGCAACGCUGCCAACAGAUAACAACAACAGGACCGUCAUCAUCAGGACCACCUACCUACAUAUUCAGGGUGGUACGUUGCUUGUGGGUCAACCAGAUGAACCCUUUCAAGGUGAACUUCAGAUCAUUUUUAGAGGAAACAUGCUGACACCAGACUGGCUUUUGCCAGAAGGCUUUUACCUUGGAGCAAAGGUUCUGGAGGUUUUGGGAACCCUAGACCUCCAUGGCAAGCCUCACUCCAUAUACCGGACAAAACUGGCCAUGACAGCAGAUGCCGGAUCCACAUCAAUUUCUCUGGCUGACGCGGUCGAUUGGCAGGUCGGAGACGACAUUCUGAUUACCACAACCAGCUACGACCCCAGGCAGGCCGAAACAAGGCAGAUCGUCGCCAUUUCAGAGGAUAUGAAGACCCUGAUCCUCAACGAUUCGCUCUCCUAUGCACACAUCGCUGAAACCUAUUAUAUAAAUGAAACAAAUCAGCAGUAUACCCUGGCAGCGGACGUCGGACUUCUCAGUCGAAACAUCAAGAUCAUUAGUGAAGAUUACCCGGGCUGGUACCAGGAGUCAUAUGGAGCUAGAGUGCUUGUUCGCUCAGGAGCCGCAAGACUCAGCAAUGUUGAGUUCUAUCACACGGGACAGAAUGGAUACGUAUCCAACAGUGACCCCCGAUAUUCAGUGGUUUUCAUGAAUAUGGGGGAGAUUUCUGAAAACAUUACAUCUUACAUCCAAGGCUGCUCUUUCCACCAAGGGUUUUCACCAGCUAUUGGCAUCUUUGGAACCAACAAACUGAGUGUGGAUGACAACAUCAUUUAUUUCACUGUCGGCCAAGGUAUUCUUGAUCAGGGAAUUGGGAGCAAAAUUCGAAGAAACCUUGUGGCUUUGACUGUGUGGCCGGGAUCAUACCAGGGAAAAAAGACAGCGACUUACACCCUGUGGCAUGCAGCCAUUGAGAUUAACCAGGGAGCCGACACUGUGCUGCAGGACAACAUUGUGAGCGGUUUUGAGAGAAGCGGAUAUCGCAUUAAUGGAGAGCCGUGUCCAGGCACUUUCAAUCCAGCUGAGACCUGGAGCAACAAUGAGGCCCACGGAGGCCUGUAUGGGGUCUACUUGAAUGGAGACGGCCUACCAGAUUGCACCUUCAUCCAAGGAUUCACUGUCUGGAAAUGCUGGGAUUAUGGAAUUUACUUCCAGACAUACAUGAAUGUGCAGAUCUCCAAUGUAACAUUAGUGGACAAUGGAAUGGGCAUCAUGCCUAUGAGUUACACUCCACCCGCCGUGUCUCACCAAUAUUCUAAUAAGACCAUACAGAUCGAGAACUCCCUAUUUGUGGGAAGCAGUCCGGACUUUAAUUGUUCAGAUGUUCUUACAGCCAGUAAUAUAAAUAUUCAGUACACAGCGGGACAGAGGAGCCCAAGACCACUUCAAGGUGGCAGAAGUGCAGUUGGUUGGCCGACUUUUGCUUCACAGUAUAAUGGAGCGCCUUCUAUGCCUCAUGCUGGCUUGACAAGCUACACUGCUAUUAGUGGACUUGUGACAAUUAAAGACUCUACAUUUGCUGGCUUUAGAAAUGUCUGUUCUGGACAGAUAAACGUCAUGUUCAUUACCAAUCCUAACAACGAGGACCUGCAGCAUCCAAUACACGUAAUGGGGAUUCAAGUCAUCAACAGCACUGAAAACGCCGUCGCCUUCGUACACCGACCUGAACUCAGUCUGGUGAACCCCUCUAAGUGCGUUGAUAUGACUUGUGAUGCGAAAAGGAAAACCCUGCUGAAAGACCUGGACGGAUCCUUACUGGGCCAGAGUGGGACAGUCGUUCCCCAGUCUGAGUACCAGUGGGCCGGCGAUACCCGCUAUGGUCUUGGGGACUACAGAAUUCCAAAAGUCAUGCUGACCUACCUGAAUGGCAGUCGGAUUCCUAUUAAUGAAAUCGCACCAAAUAAAGGUGUAAUCAGAGACCCCAGUUGCACUUACAUGCCAAGCUGGCAAAGCUACAAGUGCUUCACUCUUGACUAUGAGAUGCUGGUGAUCGAAAGUCUUGACAGUGACACGGAGACCCGGCGACUCUCUCCGGUGGCAGUGCUUGCAGACGGCUAUGUGGACCUGCUCAAUGGUCCCGCAGAUCACAGCUGGUGUACGGGUUACAGCUGCCGCCGAAGGCUUUCGACGUUCCACACCAUUGUGGCCACCAACAAAUCAUUUUCGGUUUACUUCACAAGCACCUCUCCCCAGUCUCUUCGACUGAUGCUGCUAAAUGCUGAUAACUCCAAGGCUGUACGUGUAUCAAUAUUUUACUCGAAUCCUCAGCGCUUAGACGUUUACGCCAAUGAUCUACUGGUUGCUCCGACAAAUGCAGUAUGGAACAGCAAUCACUCUGAUUACACUCUCAGCUCCCCGACUUAUCCUGAUCAGUUUGUUCCUCAAAUGAAUUCCACGAUUUCUGGAUCAAAUUACUUUGACAGCGACUACAAAAUGCUAAAUAUUUUAGUCCGAGGCUCGACUCCCAUUGUGGUCCGCACAUCACCACUUCUCUUCAUUUCAUUCAAUAUGCCCUUCAUGACUGUUGAUGAAUUUUUUGGUCCAAACCUUAUUAAAAAUUUAGCUGCCUUCCUGAAGAUCCCUACAAGCAAGAUACGCAUCACCAAAAUAGUCCGAGCGAGCAGCCGGCGAAAGCGUGAAACUGGGAUGAACGUGGAGGUGCAGAUAGCAGAGCCGCCGAGUCAACAGGCCACUCAGACGCCAACUGCAGGGCAACUACAAGUUCAAGAUCUGGUAAAGUUUGCGAAUACUGUUGGACAGAUGGCCAUUGCUGGAAACCUCAGUGCAGUAGUUGGGUAUAAUGUCUCAUCUAUUAGCAUCAAGGGGCCACCACCGACUCCAGGUACCGCUGCAUGGGCUGAGGUAGGUGACGAUCACAAUAAACCCCCCCUUUUAUUACUGGACAACAAAGGCAGUUGCAGAGGAUUUUUUUUCUUUAAAACAUGUUUUAAGAAAGCCAAAGGAGAUAAUCCUUCAUUGUUUCUUCACCAAUGUCUAAACGUAAAGACAGGCAAAGUGGGACAACAGAUGACCAAGCUGACUCAGGGUCUCAACACCAUCUUUGCUCCAACUGUCCCUUACUGA
Erpetoichthys calabaricus (reedfish) is the source of this 12488-nucleotide messenger RNA. RefSeq names its product fibrocystin-L-like. Bases 33 to 12488 code for a protein of 4151 amino acids. The record is from RefSeq and is a predicted model, not a curated record. NCBI's taxonomy places the organism in Eukaryota, Metazoa, Chordata, Cladistia, Polypteriformes, Polypteridae. The transcript has 76 exons.